Molecule: messenger RNA, 3921 nt
Organism: Catharus ustulatus (Swainson's thrush)
Lineage: Eukaryota; Metazoa; Chordata; Aves; Passeriformes; Turdidae
Gene: AP3D1
Product: adaptor related protein complex 3 subunit delta 1
Biological process (GO): anterograde synaptic vesicle transport; neurotransmitter receptor transport, postsynaptic endosome to lysosome; protein targeting to vacuole
Cellular component (GO): endosome membrane; membrane coat; terminal bouton
Source: RefSeq, a predicted model, not a curated record
GACCGGCCGCCAUUUUGUCGGUGCCGGAUCCCCAGCACUGCCCGGAGCUGCGCUUGCGGCCGGGGUCGCCCGUGCCCGCUCGUUCGCCAGGGCAGCUCCGCCCGUGCCCUCCCGCUCCCCUCGGCAUGUGAGCGCCCCGGCACCGCUGCUCUCACCCGGCUCGAGCGGCAGCAGCACCGCGGCGGCCCCCCCGGCCGGGCCCGGCCCCUCAGCCCGGCGCAGGCCCCGCCGCCGCCGCCAUGGCGCUGAAGAUGGUGAAGGGCAGCAUCGACCGUAUGUUUGACAAGAACCUGCAGGACCUGGUGCGCGGGAUCCGCAAUCACAAGGAGGAUGAGGCAAAAUACAUCUCACAGUGCAUCGAUGAGAUCAAGCAGGAGCUGAAGCAGGACAACAUCGCAGUGAAGGCAAACGCAGUGUGCAAACUGACCUACUUACAGAUGCUGGGCUAUGACAUCAGUUGGGCUGCUUUCAACAUUAUUGAAGUUAUGAGUGCUUCCAAGUUUACGUUCAAGCGCAUUGGGUACCUGGCUGCCUCCCAGUGCUUUCAUGAAGGGACUGAUGUCAUUAUGUUGACAACUAAUCAGAUCCGAAAGGAUCUGAGUAGCCCUAACCAGUAUGAUACUGGAGUUGCACUGACUGGCUUGUCCUGUUUUGUCACUCCAGAUCUUGCCAGGGACUUGGCAAAUGACAUCAUGACGUUGAUGUCUCACACAAAGCCUUACAUCAGGAAGAAGGCAGUGUUAAUCAUGUACAAAGUUUUUUUGAAGUACCCAGAGUCCCUCCGUCCUGCAUUUCCUCGCCUUAAAGAGAAACUUGAAGACCCAGAUCCCGGUGUGCAGUCUGCUGCAGUCAAUGUUAUUUGUGAGCUGGCUCGACGCAAUCCCAAAAAUUACCUGUCCCUUGCUCCGCUCUUCUUCAAGUUGAUGACGUCCUCAACCAAUAAUUGGGUUCUCAUUAAAAUUAUAAAACUGUUUGGUGCUCUUACUCCAUUAGAACCAAGGCUGGGAAAGAAACUGAUUGAGCCCCUGACCAACCUCAUCCACAGCACCUCAGCCAUGUCUCUCUUAUAUGAAUGUGUGAACACAGUAAUAGCAGUUCUGAUCUCUCUGUCCUCGGGGAUGCCCAACCACAGCGCCAGCAUCCAGCUUUGUGUGCAGAAGUUGAGGAUAUUGAUAGAAGAUUCUGACCAGAACUUGAAGUACCUGGGACUGUUAGCUAUGUCCAAAAUCCUGAAAACGCACCCCAAGUCAGUUCAGUCUCACAAGGAUCUCAUUCUCCAAUGUUUGGAUGAUAAAGAUGAGUCCAUCCGACUCCGAGCUUUAGAUCUCCUCUAUGGCAUGGUCUCCAAGAAGAACUUGAUGGAGAUUGUGAAGAAACUGAUGAUUCACGUGGAUAAAGCCGAAGGGACGACGUACCGAGACGAGCUGCUGACCAAAAUCAUAGACAUCUGCAGCCAGUCCAAUUACCAAUACAUCACAAACUUUGAAUGGUACAUCAGCAUCCUGGUGGAGCUGACCCGGCUGGAGGGCACGAGGCACGGGCACCUGAUCGCAGCGCAGAUGUUGGAUGUGGCCAUCAGGGUGAAAGCCAUCCGCAGGUUUGCAGUGUCCCAGAUGGCCAUGCUGCUGGACAACGCCCACCUGAUCGCCAGCAACACCCAGAGGAACGGCAUCUGUGAGGUGCUCUAUGCUGCUGCCUGGAUCUGCGGGGAGUUCUCCGAACACCUUGAGGAAGCAAACCAAACCCUGGAAGCAAUGCUGAGGCCCAAAGUGACAACCCUGCCAGGCCACAUCCAGGCUGUUUAUGUGCAGAACAUGGUGAAGCUCUAUGCAUCCAUCCUGCAGCAGAAGGAGCAGGCUGGGGAGAAGGAAGCAGCUCAGGAAAUUACCCAGCUGAUGAUCGAGCGCCUGCCUCAGUUUGUGCAGAGUGCAGAUCUGGAGGUUCAGGAGAGGGCUUCUUGCAUCUUGCAGCUUAUAAAAUACAUUCAGAAGCUACAAAUAAAAGAAGUUCCUGUAGCUGAGGAAGUAAUAGCCCUGUUUGCUGGUGAGCUGAACCCUGUGGCUCCUAAAGCACAGAAGAAAGUGCCUGUUCCAGAGGGCCUGGACCUCGAUGCCUGGAUCAAUGAGCCUCCAUCAGACAGCGAGUCUGAAGAUGAAAAGCCCAAAACAAUAUUUCAUGAGGAGGAACAAAGGCAUUCCAGACACAGACAGCCAGAAAUAGAUGAAGAGGAACUGGCCAGACGUCGAGAAGCCCGGAAACAAGAACAGGCAAACAACCCAUUUUAUAUUAAAAGUUCUCCUUCCCCUCAGAAGCGAUACCAAGACACUCCAGGGGUGGAACAUAUUCCUGUGGUCCAGAUCGACCUUUCUGUCCCAUUAAAAGUUCCAGGAAUGCCCAUGUCAGACCAGUACGUGAAACUGGAAGAAGAGCGAAGGCAUAAACAGAAACUGGAGAAAGACAAGAAGAAGAAAAAACAGAAAAAGGAGAAGAGAGGGAAACACCAUCGCCACAACUCCCUGCACACAGAGAGUGAGGAGGACAUUGCCCCAGCUCACCACGUGGACAUCAUCACAGAGGAGAUGCCAGAGAAUGCUUUGCCCAGUGAUGAAGAUGACAAAGAUCCCAAUGACCCCUAUAAGGCACUUGACAUAGAUCUGGAUAAACCCUUAGCAGACAGUGAGAAGCUGCCAGUGCAGAGACACAGGAAUGUUGAGACCCUGAAGUCACCAGACUCAGAAGCUCCCCUAGUAGAGAAGAAGAGCAAACCCAAAAAGAAGGAAAAGAAACAUAAAGAUAAAGAGAGAGAUAAAGGAAAGAAGAAAGAGAAAAAGGUGGUGGAGGAGGAGGAGGAAGAAGAAAAAAAGGGGGAGGACUUGGAUUUCUGGCUCUCCACUGCUGCACCAGCUGCUCCCGUGCCCCAGCCACAGAGCGAGCCUGCAAUGGGCACUGCUGUGGUGGCUGAAUCCCAAGAGGUAAAAAAAGAACAAAGGGAAGAGCAAGAUGAAGAAGAGGAGGAUGAAGGAAAGAAGUCCUCCAAGCAUAAGAAGAAAAAGCACAAGAAAGAGAAAGAAGAGAAAUCAAAGGAUAAAAAGAAAUCCAAAAAGAAGAGUCAUCACAGUGAGGAGGAGCCCCCAGAGUCGGUGCAGAACGGGACACUAGAGGGACCACUACCACCCAUGUCCAGUUACCGCCUCUUGCUGAGAAACCCUUAUGUUAAAAAUGGUGAGUUUGGGUCUUGUACCUAUGAUAUUCAAGGAAACCUCCAGAAUGACAGCCAAGUUACUGUGUCUGUUAUCUUUGAGAACAAAAGCACUAGCUUCCUUAAGAGCAUGGAACUGAAUGUCCUGGACUCUCUCAACACUAAAAUGCUCCGACCAGAAGGAUCCUCAGUACACGAUGGGAUACCUGUGCCCUUCCAGCUCCCCCCUGGAAUCUCUAAUGAAGCCCAGUUUGUGUUUACACUUCAGAGUAUUGUUAUGGCUCAGAAGUUAAAAGGAACACUGUCCUUUAUAGUCAAAAAUGAUGAAGGUUCAACCCAUGAAAAACUAGAUUUCAAAUUGCACUUCAGUUGUGCUUCAUACUUGAUCACGACGCCUUGCUACAGUGAUGCUUUUGCCAAGCUCCUAGAGUCUGGAGAUCUGCACAUGAGUUCUAUUAAAGUAGAUGGAAUUAGCAUUUCUUUCCAACAUCUGCUGGCAAAGAUCUGUUUUCAUCAUCAUUUUUCAGUUGUGGAACGCGUUGAUUCGUGUGCAUCCAUGUACAGCCGUUCUAUCCAAGGCCAUCACAUCUGCCUACUGGUAAAAAAGGGAGAGAACUCUGUAUCCAUAGAUGGGAAAUGUAAUGAUUCUACCCUGCUUAGCAACUUGUUGGAUGAGAUGAAAGAGACAUUGUCCAAGUGCUGAAUACUCCUUAUAAAAUAUU